Camarhynchus parvulus is the source of this 7045-nucleotide messenger RNA. RefSeq names its product nuclear receptor coactivator 6 (gene NCOA6). Gene Ontology annotation, cellular component: histone methyltransferase complex; transcription regulator complex; nucleus. The transcript is spliced from 16 exons. The coding region runs from base 355 to 6495 and encodes 2046 amino acids. The record is from RefSeq and is a predicted model, not a curated record. Gene Ontology annotation, biological process: positive regulation of transcription by RNA polymerase II. Lineage: Eukaryota; Metazoa; Chordata; Aves; Passeriformes; Thraupidae.
CCCCGCCCCGCGCGCCCCCGCGGCCCGCGCGCGCCCCCGGCGGCGGCGGCGGGUCCAGGAUUCCGUAUUUGGGACUUUCUGUUUAACCAUGUUUGCCAGUCUGGAAUCACCUGAAGUCCUGUUGCACACCCCACAAUACUGAAGUUGUGAAAUUUGUUUUGAUCAACUGGAAUACUUCUCAAGUCACGUGCAGCACAAUUCUGCCAGGAACCCCCUUCUGUUUGUCCUGGUGGAGGAACAGCUUGGCCACUGCCAUGGCCACCAUUUUCAGCCUCACACAGUUGGACUCACAGAGCCCAAUACUGGGUCACCAGCAUCACCUUGACGUCUGACAGGCUCCCAUUGUUGGAAACAAUGGUUUUGGAUGAUCUGCCUCACUUGAAAGAUACAUAUGCCUCCUUGUACUCCUCAGCUAUGGAAGACUUAGAGGUGGAUUUUGAUUCAGGACUGGAGGAAGAUGAACUGAAACAGGAGGCUGCUCCUGGGGAUUCCACAAUCUUUGUGGCUUUUAAAGGAAAUAUAAGUGACAGAGACUUUGAGCAGAAGCUGGAUACCAUACUGGAGAAUGUGCCUGGUCUUUUACACAUGGAAUCCAACAAGUUAAAAGUGCAGAAGAUAGAGCCUUGGAACAGCGUCCGUGUCACCUUCAACAUCCCCCGGGAAGCUGCCGAGCGGCUGCGGAUCCUGGCUCAGAACAACAACCAGCAGCUCCGAGACCUGGGCAUUCUCUCCGUUCAGAUUGAAGGGGAAGGUGCCAUCAACUUGGCUUUAGGCCAGAGCAGGAGCCAGGAUGUGCGGAUCAACGGGCCCCUGGGAGCGAGCACCGCCAUGCGCAUGGACACGGGAUUCCCCAUGCAGGGGGGGCAAGGUUUAAUAAGAAUGAGCAAUGCUGCAGCUGUCAUGAUGUCCCAGGGUGGAAAUGUGCCCUCCUCUAUGGUGGCAAGUGGUGCUAGUGCUGAGCUGCAGCCACGAACACCUCGGCCUUCCUCACAGCCAGAUGCAAUGGACCCACUCUUAUCUGGGCUAAAUAUGCAGCAACAAAAUCAUCCAUCUGGAUCUUUAGCUCCUCAGCUCCAUUCAAUGCAGUCAGUUCCUGUAAACAGGCAGAUGAACUCAGCCAACUUUCAGCAGCUCCAGCAGCAGCAGCAGUUGCAGAAUCGGCCUCCCCAGCCACAUCAGCAGCCACCGCAGGGUAUUCGACCUUCAUUCACUUCACCAGCACAAGUUCCAGUUCCCCCUGGCUGGAACCAGCUUCCUUCUGGAGCACUCCAGCCUCCUCCAAGCCAGGGAGCACUGGGUACACUAACAGUGAACCAGGGCUGGAAAAAGGCCCCCUUGCCUGGACAAAUGCAGCAGCAGCUUCAAGCAAGACCAUCUCUAGCAACAGUACAAACUCCUACCCAUCCUCCACCUCCAUAUCCUUUUGGAAGCCAGCAAGCUUCUCAGGCUCACUCAAACUUUCCCCAGAUGAGCAAUCCUGGCCAGUUUACUGCUCCUCAAAUGAAAAGCCUUCAGGGAGGGCCCUCACGAGUUCCUACCCCACUACAACAGCCCCACCUGACCAAUAAGUCUCCUGCUUCUUCACCCUCCUCCUUCCAGCAGGGCUCCCCUGCCUCAUCUCCCACCGUUAACCAGACACAGCAGCAGCUGGGACCAAGGCCUGCCCAGAGCAGCACUCUUCCCCAGGGCUUCCAGCAGCCUGUCAGCUCUCCCAGUCGUAAUCCUAUGGUGCAGCAGGGGAAUGUACCCCCCAACUUCAUGGUGAUGCAGCAGCAAAACCAAGGUCCACAAGGUUUACACCCUGGUUUAGGAGGAAUGCCCAAGCGGCUGCCCCCGGGGUUCCCUGCAGGCCAGGCUAACCAGAACUUCCUGCAGGGCCAGGUGCCCUCCACAGCUCCAGGAACGCCAGGGAACAGCGGAGCACCGCAGCUGCCAGCCAGCCAGAGCGUGCAGCACUCAGGUGGCCAAGGAUCUGGACCUCCUCAAACUCAGAUGCAAGCAGCACAUGGCCCACCAAAUAUGAUGCAGACCAAUCUAAUGGGACUUCAUGGAAAUAUGAACAACCAGCAGGCUGGUGCUAGUGGGGUGCCACAAGUUAACAUGGGCAAUAUGCAGGGACAGCCUCAGCAAGGACCACAGUCCCAGCUUAUGGGGAUGCAUCAGCAAAUCGUGUCCUCUCAAGGACAGAUGGUGAACAUUCAGGCUCAGGGAUCACUGAACCCUCAAAACCAGAUGAUACUUUCUCGAACUCAGCUCAUGCCGCAAGGCCAAAUGAUGGUGACGCCCCAAAACCAAAAUCUUGGUCCCUCUCCCCAGAGGAUGACCCCACCCAAACAGAUGAUUCCCCAGCAGGGACAGCAGAUGAUGUCCACACACAAUCAGAUGAUGGGACCUCAGGGCCAGGUCUUGCUACAGCAAAACUCAAUGAUGGAGCAGAUGAUGACCACUCAGAUGCAAGGGAAUAAACAGCCUUUUAGUACUCAAAACCAGUCCAACGUUAUGUCGGGGCCAGCUCAACUGAUGAGAGGACCAACCCCAAACAUGCAAGGAAACAUGGUGCAGUUCACUGGGCAGAUGAUGGCACAGCAGGGCCCUGUGAAUGGGAAUCCUUCUCAGGUGAUGGGAAUUCAAGGGCAAGUUUUAAGACCCACUGGACCCAGUCCUCACAUCUCUCAGCAACUUGGGGAUACUGCAACCACAACAAACAACGAUGGGAACUUGACACAGAUGUUACCUGAGGUUCCUGUGCAGCAGCCAAACAUGGUGCCUUCUCAUAUGCAAGGAAUGCAAGGAAACAGCAAUGCUUCAGGGAGUCAUUUCUCUGGCCAUGGGCUGCCUUUCAACACAGGGUUUAGUGGAACUCCCAAUGGGAAUCAGGUUUCCUGUGGGCAGAACCCUGUGUUUCCUGUCAAUAAAGAUGUGACGCUCACGAGUCCGCUCUUGGUUAACCUACUCCAGAGCGAUAUCUCAGCAGGGCACUUUGGUGUGAACAACAAACAGAAUAACCAGAAUGCCAACAAACCAAAGAAGAAGAAGCCUCCAAGGAAGAAGAAAAGUAAUCAACAGCUAGAACAAACAACUUCUUCAGAAUCACGUCCAGCUGGCCUGGAGGAGAGUGAUCAGUCAUCGAUGUCUGGAGACCAAGGAAUGAGUUUAGAGAAGUCAGGCCCUAAACUCUCUGAUUUUGCAAGUAGGCCACCAGGUUACCCAUCUCAGCCAGUGGAGCAAAGGCCACUUCAGCAGAUGCCCCCUCAGCUCAUGGCACACACGCAGCAGCCCCAGCCCCAGCCCCAGCAGCAGCAGCCCCAGGCAGCCCCGCAGCAAGGCCAGGCUCCCCCCCAGACACCACAGCAGCAGCAGAUGAUGAUGAUGCUGAUGAUGCAGCAGGAUCCCAAAUCAGUCAGGCUGCCUGUGCCCCAGGGGGUUCACCCCCCCCGGGGGCCCCUGAACCCGGAUGCCCAGCGGAUGCCAAUGCAGCAGAGCGGGAACAUGCCAGUGAUGGUGAACCUCCAGGGGCCUGGGCCCGUGCCUCCCUCUCCUGACAAACAGAGGAUGGCCCUGCCAGGCAACCCUCCUCUGGGAAAUAAUGCAAGAAAAAUGGUUUAUCCAGAUAAUGUACAGAACCCUUCCAGCUCGCCCCUCAGAGAGGUGUCAGCAGUAUCCUCUCUUCCAGAAGGAGCUGCAGCUGAGGGCCCUCCAACAUCAGGAGCUCAGAAUAAUGUGACAUCUCAUUUAGUAGUUUCACAGAACCAGUUAAUGAUGACAGGACCCAAGCCUGGACCAUCCCCACUUUCAGCUGCCCAAGGUGCAAGUCCCCAGCAGCAGUCUAGUUCUCUGUCUAGUGCUCUUACACACCAUUUUCCAAAUGUUGCUGCCCCAUCACAAACAUCAAGGCCUAAAACCCCAAACAGAGCGAGCCCACGGCCAUAUUACCCUCAGACUCCUAAUAACCGUCCCCCCAGCACAGAGCCCUCAGAAAUCAGCCUGUCUCCAGAGAGGCUCAAUGCCUCUAUUGCUGGUCUGUUCCCUCCCCAGAUCAAUAUUCCUUUACCUCCCAGGCCUAAUCUCAAUAGAGGAUUUGAUCAGCAGGGUCUGAAUCCCACUACUUUAAAGGCCAUUGGACAAGCCCCAUCAAAUCUCACAAUUAACAAUCAGUCCAGUUUUACUGCCUCACAGUCACACAAGUUGGAAGGUGUGGUCAUUAAUUCGGGCAAACAAACCAACGCUGGAGGAACAAAGAGAGCAAGCCCGAGCAAUAGUCGAAGGUCCAGUCCAGGAUCCAGUAGGAAAACUACACCAAGCCCUGGCAGACAGAAUUCAAAAGCAGCUAAAUUAUCAUUGACAACUCAGCAGAAUCCAUCUCUCUUGCAGAACAUGGAACUACAGAGAAAUAUGAUGGCUAGUCCCUCUUCUUUGCCGACACCUGUGACCACAAGUUUUCAAAAUAACUCCAUGCUAACUAACCAGAAUCCCACAGUUUCUGUACCUGCUGUGACUGGCAUUCCUGAAGACAAUAAAGAGAGCCUUAGCGUGCCUCAAGAUACCGAGAGUCAAAGUGUACAAGGUGCCCUAGGUAGCAAGGACCAGCCCAGUAUGGAAUUGAAAGGCGCCCCUACUCCAGAAAUGAAAGUGCUGGCUCCUGAGGAACAGGCAAAAAAAGAUGGGCAAGCCCUAGACAGCAGUAAGCUCCCAGUCAUGGAGGAAAGUAAAGCCAUGGUAUCUCCAGCCAUGAGGGAGGCACCAACUUCUUUAAGCCAACUUCUUGACAAUUCUGGAGCUCCUAAUGUGACCAUUAAGCCUCCUGGGCUGACUGGUCUUGAAAUGGCACCAAUAGUCCCCACUGGUGAGGAGCUAAAGAAGAUAGCUGUCAUUUCUCCACUGCAGGAUUCAUCCUUGAGCAAGGAGCCAUCUAAUUCACUUAGCCUGCCUCAAAAUAAUGAGCCCUGUCCAAAUCCAGGGCACCAGGAACUGGGAGAAGUAAGUGCAAGUGUGGCACAGAGUGUUCCUCCAGUCAUGCAGAGGCCUGUUAGCUCUUCUAUUUCAGGUCCUUUACCUCCCAACCAGAUAACCGUUUUUGUGACUUCCAACCCUAUUACAUCUGCUGCUAAUACAUCAGCUCCAUUGCCAUCCCACUUGCAAUCUGCGUUAGUGUCCACUGUUGUCACCAUGCCCAACGUGGGGAGCAAAGUGAUGGUGUCCGAGGGACAGUCGGCAGCUCAGUCCAACGCCCGGCCGCAGUUCAUCACCCCUGUGUUUAUAAACUCAUCCUCAAUCAUCCAAGUGAUGAAGGGCUCUCAGUCCAGCACGAUUCCAGCAGCCCCCAUGACAUCUAACUCGAGUCUGAUGCCUCAGUCGGUGGCGGUUGUUGGUCCUUUGCAUAUCCCACAGAAUAUCAAGUUUUCCUCCGGGCCCACUCCUCCCAGCACCUCAUCCAGCAGUCCUGUGUCCAGUAUUCCCACCAGCAGGUCACUCGUUCUGAAUCCCUUGGCAUCUCCUGUCCAGCUGCCUUCUUCUGCUCCUGCUCCUUGCAGUGCUUCUUCACAGCUUCCUGCUCAGCAAGCCAAGGACUUGAGCCCGGAGGAGCCUUCCCAAGGGACAGGGUCGGGUGAGCAGUGCCCUGUGCCGGCAGCCCAGCCGGGACCUGUAGUUUCCUCUCUGCUCACAAGCAGCCCGGGCUCUGGGAAUAGACGCAGUCCUGUUUCAUCCAGCAAGGGGAAGGGAAAGGUAGACAAGAUUGGCCAGCUCCUGCUGACUAAAGCCUGCAAGAAGGUCACUGGCUCCCUGGAGAAAGGAGAAGAGCAGUACGCUUUGGAUGGAGAAACAGAAGGUCCGGGACUAGAAACGCCCGUCCCAAACAGUUUGGGAACAGAGCAAGCCCCAGCAGAACUCGAUAACAAAAGCGGGACCCCUCCAGCAGGCAGCGUAACAAAACAGAGCACUUCUGGGCCCAGCCCCUCGAGCCUCAGCCCCGCGGCGGCCGCUCCCUCCUGCGCGUCCCCGGGCGCGCCCCCGAGCACUCCCGGCCCCGGCGCGCUCCCGCCGCCCCCCGCUCCGGCCGGAGCCGCCCCGGCAGCCCCGGAGCCCGCGGGGCCCGGUGCCAACGGCGGCAGCCCCGGCGGGGGCCCGGAGCCGAGCGGCGGCGCCGCGGCCGAGGAGAAGCCCGCAGCACCCCCGGAGCUGCUGCCGAGCGCAGCAUCCUCUCAACAUUUAACACAGAAAAAAAGUUCAGUUGCAACAGCAGAAAGUACUGUUCAAAGAACAGAACUUGAGACAAAUGCUGCAGUAGUUGCUGGUCAAAGUAAUGAGACAAAAGAGAAUUGUGAAAAGUCUAAAACUCCAAGUAGAAGAAAUUCAAGAACAGAGGAUUCUGCCGCUUCACAGGAAUCUGUAGAGAAUGGGCAGCGCAAGAGAUCCUCGCGACCCGCGUCGGCGUCCGGCACAGCUAAAGAAACGAGUGCCAGUGCAAUGCAGUCAAAAAGAAGAAAAUCCAAGUAAAUUACUGCAUGGAAACAUGAGACUUGUAAAUGAGUGUGAAUUUACCAAUAGCAAUUUUGAGCUGUGAUUUUUCUUUUUUAAAUAAAAUUCUGUACAGUAAGUAAUUUUAAUAUUAUACUGUUGCAAAUAAAUGAUUUUUUUUCUAAAAAACAGAUAAAUAGAUAUAAAAACUGGGUUCUUCUAAAACCCCUGGAUUUGCAAAGUGAAGUCAGGGUUAGCACAUUAGGGUAAUGUGUUUGUAUGAAAUGGAAGGGAAGGAGAAGACAAUUGUAAAUUUAUUUGUUUCCACUUUUCAUAAACAAUUUAGAAUACAGGGUUGUCAUUUUUAGGUAUUAAAAUAAUGUAAUGUGCUGUUGUUUAAGUACUGUAUGUGAAUAGCAGUCAGAGGGUUUAUAAAGAAACCCCAUGUUGUUUGGAAAUGUAAAUAAUUUUAUUAUAUAGUAGAUCUGAUGUAUUUGUUGUAGAAAUGGACCAGUGAAACAAAAAAAAAAUUUAAGGGUUUGUUUAAUGUGGAAUCCCUCAUGCUCUAAAUAAACGUUAUUGUCCUAUA